Messenger RNA from Marchantia polymorpha subsp. ruderalis, 5035 nucleotides. The record is from the annotation of a GenBank genome assembly. Lineage: Eukaryota; Viridiplantae; Streptophyta; Marchantiopsida; Marchantiales; Marchantiaceae.
UCGAUGGCUGCUUUUGGGGUCUGAGGAAAGACAUAUCUGCUGACAUUUAUCCACUCCACCGAGAUCUGUUCUCGGUGUGGAUGGCUUUUUAAUCCAUAAUGAAGAGUUGAAGGAAGAAAUCAUUACUCUAUGUUCCGCUUUCUCUUCUACCUCCAAUCAUCAGGGUUCUGGAAUCGGGACAUUCUCCCUUUGAACCGGUCCCAUGGGCAGUUUGUGGUAAGAGCGAACAGCGAUCGCCUGGACAAGGAAAUAUGGAAAGGGGAGACUUCGGAAGGGAACGAAGGUGUUAAUCGAAUCGAGAAAUAAAGUGAGAGAAAGGGAAGUCUACGACAGCGUUAUGGCGUAGUGUACUUUGUAGUUGACUGCUGUUCGAAGGAGUCAAGUUGGAAGCCUCGGCCACAACAGUAGGGCCUCCAGAAGGGAACCUUGUUCACGAAGCAUCUGCAUCGAGCGGCGAUGUCACAUUCUAAUAAUGACAUGUUGCAGAGAGCUUGUUGAAGAAGCUUGACACUUUGACGUUUUUUGUUUUCUGUCCCAGGAAAUAUUCACUCGACUGUCGCUCCAAGGCAGAUGAGUUUCUGUAAUGACGGCUUCUUUCAAGUAACGAAUCUCCAGUGAGAAGGUGAUGCGGUCGAAGUCCUCCGCCGAGUUGUUAUUGAAUUCAGCAGCUUCGAACGUUCGCGGAGACGUAUUUAGAUGGGAGAGGUAGAAAUCCCGAGGACUCCUUAAUUCUGCCGACAAGAAGUUCGUGUUCGGAAAGGUCGAGCUGGUGCGGAGGUACUACGCCUGCUGCUGGAGUGCACUGGGGUGUCAGGGGAUUGUUACAUUGCCAGUCGUUUUGUUUCUUACUCCUCUGUACUUUGCCUGAUCAUGGAUGAUCGAAGCUAGGAAGCCUCGCGAAUCGUGAUAUAUCAGAAGAACACUGGACUUUUAAUAUAUCUGUCCUGUGCUCCGAGUGGGACAAUGGGAAUCUUUCUGUCGACCCUUGAACUUCCCUGGGACCAGGGAGUGUGACGAUACAGAAUGACUUCUGCGGUAGCGCUGGGAAAGUCGCGAAGGCACGAGAAAAUAUAAUAUCUCAAGGAGAUGUAUUGGCACAGGUCUCGUACAAAUUAGAAACCUGAGAUCAGCUUGGACGCCGGAAGUGGUCCUGAAGGUUUGAAUCCUGCUCGGAAAUUGUGUGAAUUGGGCGUGCAAAGACGGCAGCGGUGAUCUUUCAGGGUGACAGUGGAGGAGGGUACAUUGUUUUUCUCUCAAAAGUGCAUCCGGUUGUUGUUGGCCAUACUUCUCUCCAGACGAAAACUCGGAUUCCUGCACUGACGAGUCGAAAAGAGGUAGUUUUCCCUUGAGUGGUUCCAGUAAGAUGUCGAAUCCGGGUCCGAGCUCGAAGGGUCCUCCGAAAGACCAACUCGAACGAGGAAGUGAGCCUCCUGUGAAGAGACCCAGAGCUGUGGCUCUGGACUUCCAACUCAUGAGACGACCUGGGUAUGGAACGAAGGGGAGAGAAGUGGCGCUUGUUUGUAACCACUUCAAUGUGAGGUUUGAACCUCGAAUGACUGUCAACCACUACAGUGUCUCCAUCAGUACUCCUGAAGAAAGACUUCUCAGGAGCAAUGUGAAGCGGAGGGUCUUGGAGAGUCUUCGUGACACCUACGGGUUGAGGAAUUUUGCAUUUGCUUACGAUGGCGAAUCAGCUCUGUUUGUCGCGGGAGACUUGAGCUUCAAAUCGAAAGAAUUUCGAGUGACCUUGACGAAUCGUAGAGAUGUUGAAGGGCAGAGGGCGAGAUCCAGCGAAGACGAAGCCAGGCGGAGAGCUGGCAACGAGUUCGUGGUCAAGAUUGAGUUCGCCGCAGUGGUUGAUAUGAACGCCAUAGCUGCAGUAAAUCGUGGAGAGCGUGACAGCAGAGCACAAGACGCUCUCAGGGUUCUGGACAUCAUGCUCCGGGAGCAUGCUACGAAGAAAGCUUACAUUCUCCAGCGUGAUUGCUAUUUUAGUCCAAUUUUCGGGCCAGGAGCGGAUCUGCAAGACGGCGUGGAGGCGUGGAAGGGUUACCACGCGAGUUUCAGAACUACUCAGAGUGGCCUCUCACUCAACUUCGACACAGCAACGACAAUAGUGAUCAAAGAGACCCAAGUGCAACCUUUCAUGGAGGAGUACUGCAAGAAAAGUAUCAGACAAUUCCGGGAUGAAGAUUUUACGAAAUGUAAGAGGAUUCUGAAGGGUAUCUCGGUGAUGACUUACUUGAACCAGAGUCACAAGAUCAUUGGAUUUAGUCCAGAGCCCUGCAGCAAGCAAAUGUUUGCGUUGAGGAGAAGAGACGAAUUGGGUAAUAUGUUGGACACCGAAGACAUUUCCGUAGCAGACUAUUUCACAAGAGUUAAGGGCAUUAAUUUGAAGUCACCUCACUUGCCAGCUCUGGACGUGGGACGGACAAAGAAGCCCAUGUAUUUUCCAAUUGAGCUUUGCACAAUCGUCCCUGGCCAAAGAUAUAAAAAACUUCUCAAUACCUUUCAGAGACAGGGUAUGAUCAGGCAAUGCAAAGUGGACCCUGAAGAGCGGGUUAAGAAGAUCAAUUCUAUGAUGUGGAAGAAUGAGUAUAACCGCGACGAAUUGCUGGAAGCUUUCAACGUAGUAAUCGACAACAAGAUGACACGAUUCAAGGGUCGUGUUCUAGAGGCUCCACAGCUGCAAUUCGGCAACAGAGUCAAGGAAAUCCCUCGGAAUGGGAGAUGGAAUUUCAAUGUUGAGAGACAGAUGAAUCAGCCUGCGCAGACGACCAGGUGGAUUGUAAUAUGCUUCAAGGGCAGGCGCCCUGUUGAUGCCCAGAGGAUAGGAAACGAGAUGAAGGAUGUGGCCAGUAAGAAAGGUAUGAGGUUCGGAGAUUUUGAACUCUUCGAAGAGAAUGACACCGACCACCAACGAAAGAGUCCCUUGCAGAGGGUAGAGGCCAUGACGAAUAGGCUUAGGACGACGUUGGUCGACGGAACGGGGAAUCCAAUUCCAGCUCACAAGUUCCCAUUCGUCCUGGUUAUUCUGCCGGAAAAAUCUCCUGAUCUAUAUAUCCCUUUCAAGAGAUUCUGCGAGACGAAAAUGGGUAUCAUCACUCAGUGUAUUGUGCCUCCAAACGGAGGUGUAAAUCCGAAGUACCUCUCAAGCGUCUCUUUAAAGAUCAACUUGAAGAUGGGAGGAUAUAAUUCAAUCUUGGUUGGUGAGGAAACCAAGACUCUUCCCAAGAUUUCACAGGUACCAACGAUAAUUUUUGGUUUAGAUGUAUCUCACGGAUCUCCUGGAGAUGCCAAUUCGCCGUCUGUGGCUGCAGCUGUGGCAACCAUAGAAUGGCCAAAGUUUUCUAAGUAUACGUGCAGCAUAAGGGCGCAGGAACCGAAGACGGAAAUGAUUGCAGGACUCCAUUCUGAAGACACGAGAGAAAUGGGUAUGGUCAAAGAGCUCCUCAACAAUUUCUUCUCGGAGGCUAGAGACCGAGGUAGACCAGAUCAUGAAUGCAAACCACAGCAGAUUCUCGUUUAUAGAGACGGUGUGAGUGAAUCACAGUUUGAUCAGGUUCUUGACAAGGAGCUUCGGGCCUUCAAACAUGCAUGCAGAUCCAUGCAAGACGGUUACAAUCCGAGGAUCACGUUCGUAGUUGUACAAAAGCGGCACCACACCAGAUUCUUCCUUGAUUCUACUUACAAAAACGUCCAACCGGGUACUGUAGUGGACAAAACUGUCUGUCACCCUCGGGACAACGAUUUUUAUCUAGUUAGCCAUGCAGCCAUUGGAACCUCCCGUCCAACUCAUUACCAUAUACUAUACGAUGAAAUAGGUUUCACAGCCGAUGAACUUCAGAUGAUCACUCAUGGAUUGUGUUAUACCUACUCACGAUGCACAUCUGCAGUGUCCGUUGCUGCACCAGCAUACUAUGCACAUGUUGCGGCAGCACACUGUCGAAAUUUUGUUGACAGUUCUGGAUCCAGUUCGGAAUCUAUUCAAAGCGGUGCUCAUGUGCGACGAGCGGUGGAUUCUCUUCCCAAGCUGCAGAAAAAUGUCUUGAAGAAAAUGUUUUAUGCCUGAGCUCGAGUCUACCAAGCUCACGUCAGCAGCUACUUGCUUACGACACCAAGCUGGUCUCCGGGUAAUCAAAUCCCAUGCCAGUCUAGAGGUUAUGGAAGAAAAGCCGUAAAAGAUCAAAAUCCUGUUCUUCAAUUAGUCUUGUUGCUGUCCAUAUGAGUUAGGGUAUCCAACAAGCAACAAUUUUCAAUUGUAGCUGUCUGAUGUACACAGGUGACGUGGCGACUAUGUAUAUAAUAAAGAGAACAAUUUAUCGUUCAAGUUGAAUGAGUUCCUGUGGAUUGUGUUACUUUAGCAAUUGUAGGUGCUGCUACAGUCUCAACUUCGGUGGUCAAAUGAGAGACUUAAGCAGUUUUCAAGGACGCGGAAGUAUGCGAUGUGCUUGAAUCGAAAAGGAACAGAGUUGUUUGAAUGUACGCACCUGCAAAAGCUUAAGACUGGAGUGAGGACUAAGGCUGUUGGGGUCUUCCUUACUUGAAGUAGUGAGAUGAGGACCUGACUUGCCUCCGUUGGACAGGGAAAAGUGGCGAAUGUAGGUCCCCUCGCCCUCGAGGACUGAAAGAUAGAUCAAAGUUGUGUCACACACUCCAUUCGGAAUAGUUUAUCGCUAGAAGUUGCUCCAAGUGCUCAUCGCACCGUGCCCAGGGCAUUGAAUCUUCUUCUUUAAGCCUUAACGGUGACGUUCCAGGCUGUGGUUGAUCCCCUCCCCAAUCCUCUUCAUACAGUACGAAGAUUUGAAGAGGUCAAUCCUCCGCCGAUCUGCGACGCGUUGAAUGUAGCAGAUCGGCGGAGAAUUAACGAGGUAUCCGUGUGUUAAACAAAAAAUAUGGACAAGUUCGUCUGAGCCAAUUCAAGAGAGUUUUACAUGUUUUGAUCUGUUUCAGAUGAAUCUUGAAUCAACCAUUAUCUUUACUACAGAUUUCAGCAGGAUGAUGUAUCAGAACAGUACAAGAAAGCUAUGAUAUG